CAUAUUGCCUUUUGUUCCCCUCCAUCUCUCGCCGAUCGAAUUGUUGCAAUCCUCUAGCCCGCUGUAAUUCAUCGCCUGCCCGUGUCGACAUUCUACUUUGGAGCCUAGCUUGACUUGAGGAAGCAGGGGCCGUAGCGUCUCUACAGGCGCAUCGGGGAUUCCUAUCGAUGUAACGAGGCUCCACUGGAGAAUGCUUCAAGACCGUGAGAUAGUAAUCGUGCAUUUCCAUGGAGUCGCUUAGUCGAUAAUUUAGAUUCCGGAGGAUAUGGCAGCAUCGAUCCGGGCGUCUUCUGGGGACUCCCGGGGCCCGCAACACUCACCCCGACCCAAGGGACGCGAUGCUAAGGAUACCUUAUGCCGCAAUGUGACCAUUUAUGGGCAUUGCCGAUAUGAAGAUAAAGGCUGCGCUUUUAACCAUGACCCUGCGAAACUUCAAGGAAUGCCGUCCCAAGUUGAUAGUUUGAAAAGGAGAUUGAAUGUAGAAUCGCCAACUUUCACGCCCUCUUCACUCGCCAACAAUGGCGGAUUUGCCAAAAGCACAACUAUUUCACCCAAGGCGGCAAGUGCUGCGCCAUUCACCCCGAAAGGAGCAGCUGCAAGCAUAAUUACGCCUACAAUCAAUCCAGAACCGGUUCCUGCUGCUCCAGAAUGGAGCGUACCCGAUAUUCCGGAGUUCGUCCCGCAAUCCUACGAUACCAUGCAAAUGGGCGAUGGAAAAGCGGUCGUUAACCCAUAUGAUCCUUUUGUUACUUCGACGACUCCUAUACCAGAGAUCGCCGCCGCUACGCCACAUCCUGCUCAGAUCAAUCCUUAUGCCCCAGAUGUCGCGAAUAUGGGAGGGACUGCUUUCUUUCAGGCCCCAGCUACCUUUACUCAACCGCUUCAAUAUCAUUUAUACGCUCCCCUAGGACCCCAUCGGGAAAAUCUUCUGGCGUAUCAGAGAACCGCACACGACUUUUUCAUAUCUGAUAACCUAAGGGAAGAACUGCAGCGAAAGUCUGAGGCAUCUCACCAAUUAUUACCCAACUCCACGCUGCCCCAGCUUGAGCACUUCCAUUCUCUUGUACCCUUAGACACAACUAAUCAGAAGAGUGCUACCAUUUUUGGAUAUCCCAGUUGGGUCUAUAAGGCAAAUUCCAGUAAAGACGGGAAUCUUUACGCGUUGAGGCGACUUGAAGGUUAUCGCCUGACGAACGAGAAGGCAAUUCGCUCCGUGCAAGCAUGGAAAAGGGUCAAUAAUGGAAAUGUAGUCACUUUGCAUGACGCUUUUACGACCCGCGUGUUUGGUGAUAGCUCAUUGGUUUUCGUGACGGAUUAUCAUCCACUGUCCAAAACCCUUGCCGAACACCAUUUUGGAUCUCCACAAAGAUUUCAGGGACGCGUUGCCGCAGCCCAUGUGCCAGAGCAGAUCUUAUGGAGCUACAUUGUCCAAAUCGCAAACGCAUUAAAGGCGAUACACGGGACAGGACUUGCGGCGAGACUACUAGACCCGAGCAAGAUUCUAUUAACAUCAAAGAAUAGGAUACGACUCAAUGCUUGCGGCGUGCUUGACGUUGUACAGUUCGGCUCUCAGGUGCCGAUACAAGAUCUUCAAAGAGAAGAUCUGGCCCAACUCGGCCGUCUUUUACUCUGCCUUGCCUCCAACAAUCCAGCUGCACUUCAUACUAUGCCGAAAGCGCUCGAAUACAUUUCUAGGUCAUACAGUCCGACGCUCAAGGACUGUGUCUUCUGGCUCCUCGACACUUCACCGAAUCAGCCUAAAGAUUUAGAUCGCCUUUUCAAUGGUCUAACGAGCAAAUUUGUGGCCGCUUAUGACAAUUCGCUUCAUUUCAGUGAUCAUCUGACCUCUGAACUCAACCGCGAGCUUGAAAACGCGCGCAUCUUGCGCCUGAUGAUGAAGUUGAAUUUUAUCAAUGAACGACCAGAAUUUGAACACGACCGACAAUGGUCAGAGACCGGCGAUCGGUAUUACCUUAAGCUUUUUCGAGACUAUGUCUUUCACCAGGUCGAUGCACAAGGAAAUCCAGCUGUCGACCUAGCGCAUGUUUUGGCAUGCUUGAACAAAUUAGACGCCGGCAUUGAUGAGAAGAUCAGCUUGAUAAGUCGUGAUGAGCAAAAUUGCUUCAUUGUCAGCUACAAGGAACUCAAGCGAGGCGUGGAAGCAGCUUUCCAAGAUCUACUAAAGGCGGGGAGAAGAGGCCCAUGAAGGGUUAAUGAAAGAAGGAUAAGGGGUCCCACAAUGGGAGGUUAAUGACUGGUUUGGGUUUGGAUUUAAUAUGCCGCACGCUACUAAUCUUGGUUGGAUUGCACGAAUACCCUUUGGAUGCCGGCAAAAUUCUGGCCAAGUUUCCUCGAAUCGUAUGCGGGUUCGCGAAGAGUAGCAGCUAUCUUGUCUGUUAUGGGGAAGGCAAGGUUCCAAUGCACACGCGGCAUAGAUCUUGCAUGAUAAGUAUUCCAUAGAAACGCGAGAUGAAAUGAAAAUGAUUAUUGUUCUUCAAGUCUGGCGUUUAAUUCCCUAGAAUGGACUAAAUCGCCACGCCGUUUUCUCCCAACCCCAUCUGUAUUCAAAAUAUGUCAUCUACAGUUUAAUUAGGUCCCCUUGUUGAUGUUGUCUCCUCACUGUUUCCGUGAAUCGGACCAAAUAGUAAUUUUUUUUUACAGUGCUGCAUG
This is a messenger RNA of Xylona heveae TC161, 2670 nucleotides long. RefSeq lists its product as hypothetical. Bases 266 to 2206 code for a protein of 646 amino acids. The transcript is spliced from 10 exons. Lineage: Eukaryota; Fungi; Ascomycota; Xylonomycetes; Xylonales; Xylonaceae. Gene Ontology annotation, biological process: nuclear-transcribed mRNA poly(A) tail shortening; protein phosphorylation; mRNA processing. Gene Ontology annotation, cellular component: PAN complex; P-body. The record is from RefSeq and is a predicted model, not a curated record. Gene Ontology annotation, molecular function: ATP binding; poly(A) binding; protein kinase activity.